CAACCAGAAUCUAGUUCUUAUAGAUCUUUAACAAUGCCUUGUUUAGCUUUAAUCGCAACCCGAAAAGUAGGCUAGUGCUCCGGAGCAGCCUGCUCCAUUCCCGGGCCAUAGACACGCGAGUGUGGGCCACGCGCUUUUGCUGCUGUUCUGGCUUUUGCCUUGUUUGCGCUUUAUGGCCCUUACGCAGAGGCGCUCCGUUAUCGGAUAACUUGGAUAACAUGGAUAACGGGCGUCGUGUGUCGGCCCGAUUUGCUAUUUUACGGCAGCCAUGGCCUACAAACAGAAUCGGCGAGCCAAGCCCAAGUCGCUUGUCGCCCGGUUGUCGGUUGUCGGUUGUCCAGGGUCAAGUGCGUUUGCUUAUUUUUAUUGGCUACUCGUAGUGUGUACACUCGUUGUCCCGCAGGCGCACACGACGUAUGCGUGAUGUGGGUGUACGAGAUGUGCAUGGGUGUUCCAUUGAGACGGACGACCCACUUCCGGACGAAUCCGGGCUCCGACCUUCCGGAUUACGCCCGCCGCAUGCCGAAUUGGUCUGCUUUCGUUGUUGUUUUCAGUGUUCUCUACUCCGUUUUUUUUCCAAAAUGUUUUCGAGGGUGCUACGAUCGGUGAAUCUGAAUGGCAUUUUUGAGUAUCUGCAUCGGCAAUUAAACAAUCUGUGUACAACUUAAUUUGGCAAUUAGUUAAACAAUGCGAAUAUCGUAGGCUAAUUGGCGAGCAAUUAGCAGAGCAACGUAUAAAUUGUUGCAACCACGGGUGAUCUUCAAAAACCACGAAAUGGAGCAGUGCAUCGGCUGGAUUAUUGGCUUGCUAUGCAUUCUGCAAUCCCUGCAAGGGACUCAGAGCAUGAACUACGAGGUACUAGGCGAUGACACGACCCUGAAUAUUAAGUGCAAUGCUGCAGAGGAUAAAGGCAAUACGCCGAUGCAACAGAUUAUCGACAUUAGCAAUUUGACAUUCAAUAUGGCCAAGGAUCUGGAGACCCUCUACUUCAAUGGCGACAUCAAGGUGUUGAUGGACUUGCCCAACCGUCCGAUUGUCCUGCAGGUGGAUAUAUUCCGCUGGGAACGCAGCGAAUGGAUACCCACACUGCUGGCCCUGAAGAGGAACCACUUGUGCCACGCCUUGUUCGAUCCCUUGGAGCUGUGGCAUCUCGUCUUCAUGAAAGUCCCCAAGAAGGAGAAGGUUUGUCCGCCGACCAAGGGGCACGUUUACAGCCUGGUCAAUGUGAGCAACCAUGUGUUUCUGAGGAACAUGCCCCGCAUGGACGUCGCCGGAGAUGUGAAGGCCCUGGUCCACCUGACCUCGGGAGAUAUAAAGACCUGUGCGGCACUCUACUUCAAGAUCUACGCCACGAACCAUUGACAAUUACCACGGGCGGUGGUAAUGGGAAAGUGUGAGGACCGUGGACUGCACCCUGACACUGAACCAGUGAAUCUCGACGGGAUGGCACUGUUUGCUCACUUUAUAGUUUAUACUUUAUAGCACCCAGGCUGCUCUGGUUUUAUGGCCUGAUUUGGUGGUGUUUGCUCGGCUUCAAUGGCGCGUCCCACCGUUUAUGGCGCUGGCUAAAUGAUUUGCAAAUAAAGCGAAAUAUUUCAUA
Messenger RNA from Drosophila santomea, 1600 nucleotides. RefSeq lists its product as uncharacterized. The coding region runs from base 775 to 1362 and encodes 195 amino acids. Lineage: Eukaryota; Metazoa; Arthropoda; Insecta; Diptera; Drosophilidae. The record is from RefSeq and is a predicted model, not a curated record. The transcript is spliced from 3 exons.